This is a messenger RNA of Cheilinus undulatus (humphead wrasse), 843 nucleotides long. RefSeq names its product cell death-inducing p53-target protein 1-like. Lineage: Eukaryota; Metazoa; Chordata; Actinopteri; Labriformes; Labridae. The record is from RefSeq and is a predicted model, not a curated record. Gene Ontology annotation, molecular function: zinc ion binding. The transcript is spliced from 4 exons. Bases 136 to 615 code for a protein of 159 amino acids.
GAGAAGAGAGCAAUUAGUUCCUCUCCACUGCACCUGCUUGACCUACAGGCAAACUGCUGCUGGCUGCAAGCACCAAAAUCCAUCCAGAUUAAAAGCCCUUUUAACCUGUGGUUGACUUUGACAAUUAACAGUGAAAUGGAGUCAUUAUCAAAGAUGGAUGAGGUGUUUCCUACACCUCCACCAUACUUCUUACCAGAAAGUGAAACAGGACAAGAUGUCAGAGUAUACCAUGUCCACUCACCUUUUACCCCUCCACCACCUCCGUCAUUCUCCUUUUCUCCUGGUGUUGGCUGCUCCACACAAAAUCACACACCUGUACAAGCGUCUGCUCUCCCUCUGUCGACUACCAUACCCAAGUUUGUGAGCUACGAGACUCGGCUGUCUCGCUACCCGGCUCUGACAACCUGCCUGUCCUGUCAGACUCAGGUCACCACACAGGUCACCUACCAAGUCGGCACUCAUGCGUGGCUCAUGUGUCUGGUGUUUGUGUUAUGCGGAUUGCUGCUCGGAUGUUGCCUGAUUCCAUUUUUUUUUAACCAUUUCAAGGAUGUCUAUCACACCUGUCCUCGCUGUCGACGGGUUCUGCAUAUUCACAGGAGAACGUGCUGUGAAUGAGUUAAUCUCAAGUGCCAUCUCUCUGUUGGAAAAGUCCACACUGGUUAUUGUUGUUAAACGUGUGCAUGCUUCUUUCAAAGUCAGUCACAAUGACUUUAAUGUAAAUUUACUUUAAAUGUAUGACAUAUGAGAAGAAACUUCUAAGUUCCUAUUAUAUUAAUACAAAAAUUUUAACUGAAUUUUAAUCAUGUUUUGUAACAAAACCAUUCAAAUAAAUGUUUGUCUUUU